Staurois parvus is the source of this 375-nucleotide messenger RNA. The record is from the annotation of a GenBank genome assembly. NCBI's taxonomy places the organism in Eukaryota, Metazoa, Chordata, Amphibia, Anura, Ranidae.
AUGGGGCCCCCGGCAAUAGGGGAUCAUGGGGUCCCUGUGUCCUUGUCCAAACUCAAAAAAGCCUAUGAAAAAGGUAUCAGGGGCAUUUCAUGGGGCCCCCUACUGACCCCGGGCCCUCGGGCAGUGCCCGAGCUUCCACAUGGUCAGUCCGCCCCUGGUAUGGAGCCUAAGUGACUUGGAACCCGAGGGGCGGACUGACAACUCAUGGGGCCCCCGGGCAAUAGGGGAUUCAUGGACCCCCUGUGUCCCUUGCGAAACUCAAAAAAGUCUAUGAAAAAGGUACCAGGGGAAUCUCGGGCAGUGCCCGAGUUUUCCAAAUGGUCAGUCUGCCCCUGCUGGGAACUAUUCCCCUCAAAUAAUUCCUCCGCUGACACC